This is a messenger RNA of Ctenopharyngodon idella (grass carp), 6667 nucleotides long. RefSeq names its product lysine-specific demethylase 9. The coding region runs from base 830 to 3181 and encodes 783 amino acids. Gene Ontology annotation, cellular component: nucleus. The record is from RefSeq and is a predicted model, not a curated record. NCBI's taxonomy places the organism in Eukaryota, Metazoa, Chordata, Actinopteri, Cypriniformes, Xenocyprididae. The transcript is spliced from 7 exons.
UUACAAACAAACAGUAAUUUAGAACCUCUUAUGCAUUUACAUUUAAAUACUAAAAUAAACUUGGAAGCUUUUUCAGAUUUUAAGGCUGUAUUUAUUAAACCAAUUAUGUGUUGAUAAAACAAGUCAUACAAUCAAGCAAUACAUUUCCAUUAUUUUAUCAAAUUUAACAUUUCUUCACUGCCCCAGUCAAAUUCUUUAUUUAUUUAAAACUCUUACCAUCCCUUCUCGUUUUAACGAGUCAAUGAGUUGUUGACUCAAAAGCAUCACGAACCGAGUCGUAAUAGAAACGCUCAGACCCGUUCUGUAAACAGGUUCAACAGAUUCCUGAAAAGAUCCGACUCGCAAAAACGAUUCGUUCAUCGCCAUUUUUAAUAUGACACUCAUGCCGCCAGACAGGCAGAUGCGACGCAAAAGCCGAAGACGUUCGCCUGACGCAUGUUGUAAACAUAGAUCAUCCAAAAAUAGAACAAAUGAAAGGCAAGAAAGCGUCCCGCGUAAACGCCCACGGAAGAAAUCCGACACCGCGCAACUAUGAUCAGGAUGUCGUGUGUUGUUCUUUUGUUGGUUUUGAGCUCAACGCAGAGCGCAUAGAAAUACAUAUCUCCUUUCAACGAAACGGAACCGCCCAACCCCUGAAGCUGCUACAGCAUUACGUCAGCCACUGGACGAGGUGCGUGCAGUAGCGCACGCAUCCCUUGAACCAUAGCAGUACAGAAACAUCACUACCCACAAAGCUACAGAUUGUGCGCAUGCGCGCUCUGAGCGGAAAAACUACAAACGCGUUAACUCCGAUUGGCUACAGACAAAAGAACUACAACCCCCAAUAGACAUGCGCAAAAAGUCCCUCUUAAAGCCUUUUAAAUUUACGUGCAAAAUGGCUGCACAGGUCGAUCUGCUUCGCGUCAAAGUAGAGGAGAAGAGCAGGGACAGCUUUGACAAAGCCACCAAAGAGAAGAAAAAGAAGAAAAAACGAGAAUGUUCGCCGUCAGAUGACAAGCGCGAUAGAUCGGAGAAGGAAGCGAAGAAAAUAAAGCUACAUCACCACCAACACAAUCACCAACAUGCCCAACAACGAGCGCAUCCACCGCACCAACAACAGAACAGCCAAGCGCGCAACUUCAGCAAAGAGCAGGUACCUGUGCAACACCGUCAUCCUCUCCAUCAUCACCACAACAGCACCAAGAAAGAAUUACCUCCGGUCUGGCCGCCGCGCAAAGUGACACCAGCAGCCCACGUCCCGCAGAAGACGGUCCUGCCGCCUUCCCCGCUGUUCACUUUCACGCCGCUCAAAGUAGCGAAGGCCAAGCCCCUCAAUAACAAGCCCAAACACAUUGAGAAGGACGCGAAACUUAAGCCCAAGAAGGAAAACGCCGAGGCGAACGUUAAAGUGGAGGAAUGCAAGAAGAAGAAAGAGCCCCACAGUGAGAAUGGCAAAACCCAGACCCUGGAGGAAUACCUCCUAAAGAAAAAGAAAAAGAAGAAGCGGCAUCGUGAAGAUGAGCGUGGCAAGAAGUUACACGUACACAACAAAGAGGUGCAGACGGUGUGUGCAGGAUUGACAGGAGAUGCUCCACCUCUUUCUGAAGACCCUGUCGUACACGCGUACAUCAAAGAUGAAAAGUCUUGUCCGGGCUUUGGUGAGUUCCACACUCCCAAAGUUGGGAAGAAGCCGUUCCUCUCGCACCAAGACCACUUCAUCCGCAGCUCGUGGCUUCAGACCAACUCCUCCUUCAGCAGACUCAUCCAUGAGGAAAAGCAGCCCAAUGGAGGGGCAUCAGUACUACAUGCUUAUGCAGAUGAACUGUCCUUACUGCGGCCCGGGGACACUGAAAGAUUCGCCCAGGAGUUCCUGGAUCUCGCCUUCGCUGAACACCCGAAAGGAGCUGCGCGCUACGCACUCGCCGUGGUGCAUGGAGCGGCCUCCUACCUGCCCGAUUUCUUGGACUACUUUGCCUUCAAUUUCCCAAAUACGCCUGUCAAGAUGGAAAUUCUUGGUAAAAAGGACAUUGAGACCACCACGAUUGCCAACUUCCACUCCCAGGUGAGCCGAACAUACUGCUCUGGGACAUAUAGAGCUGGUCCCAUGAGGCAGAUCAGUCUGGUCGGUGCAGUAGAUGAGGAAGUGGGCGAUUACUUUCCAGAGUUCUUGGACAUGCUUGAGGAGUCUCCGUUUCUUAAGAUGACUUUGCCAUGGGGAAGCCUGUCCAGCCUGAAGCUUGACUGCAGGUCCCAGAGCGACGAUGGUCCCAUCAUGUGGGUGAGACCUGGAGAGCAGAUGGUCCCCACAGCUGAUAUGCCCAAGUCUCCAUUCAAGAGACGAAGAUCAAUGAAUGAGGUCAAGAACUUGCAUUACCUCCCGAGAACCAGUGAACCGCGUGAGGUGCUGUUCGAGGAUCGGACACGAGCCCAUGCUGAUCACGUUGGCCAGAGCUUCGACUGGCAGAGUACAGCAGCUGUGGGUGUCCUGAAAGCAGUGCAGUUUGGGGAAUGGAGUGACCGGCCACGGAUAACCAAAGAUGUGGUCUGUUUUCACGCUGAGGACUUCAAUGAUGUCGUUCAAAGGCUUCAGCUAGACCUGUAUGAGCCACCUGUAUCGCAGUGUGUCCAGUGGGUGGACGAUGCCAAACUCAACCAGUUACGACGGGAAGGUAUCCGCUACGUUCGUGUGCAGCUCUGCGAUGACGACAUCUACUUUAUCCCCCGCAACGUGAUCCACCAGUUUAAAACAGUCUCGGCCGUGUGCAGCCUGGCGUGGCACAUCCGUCUAAAGCAGUACCACUCCGAGGAAGAGGAGGAGGUGGAGUCAAAGGACGUUAAGACCAAGGACCUGUGUUCCACAUCCUGUCCUCCCCCCUCUUCUUCCCCUGUUCACCCGGACACCAAAGUCACCUCCUGCGCCCGGCUACAAACAGACACGGCACAAGGUGGGGUGGCGAAAACGGACGAGCUGGUUUUCCAGAGGCCCGCUACGCCACCCAGAGAGCCGCAGCCCUCGCCUCCACAACCGGCUAAAUCCGCCCACACUGUUUCCGCCGCUCCCUGUUCGGAGACCAGCCCUCUCCCAGCGUCCUGCCCUCUGUCCUCGCCCACACCAGAGCAAAUGCUUCCACAGGUUCCCACCGAGCCUGCAUCAGACUCCUCCUCACUCAAUGGCAGCAGGUCCACGGAUUUCCCCAAAUGACUUCCGAAUCCAUCCUUUUGUGGAGGGGUGGAGUUUUAUUUCACCUAACAGACUUGACUGACAUUCCACAGUGUAAAAAAAAAAAAAAAAAAAAAAAAAGGAAUAUCUGGACUUUGCCUAAAAAUUAUGAAGACUGUAUAUUUUUCUUUUUUAGAUUUUGGUUAAGAAAAUGACCCCACAAGUACUUUUUAGGUUUUUCUCAGCCAAAGUAUUUAAUUUGAAAUAUAUUUUUGCUGAUUACUCAGUAUUGUUUUAUAUUUGUUUAUAUAUUAUUAUAAAUGAGAUGAAUUAUCUCUCAAGAGGGACUUUUCAUGUUGUUUCCCAGGCCAUCAUGUGCAUCAUGUUGAUCUGCUAAUUGGUUUUACAAACAAGGAAAAAAAAGUGCCUGUCACAAGUGGAGAGCAGCAAUCAUAUCUUAAAAGAGAAAAUAGUCUUUUUUUUUUUUUUUUCUUUUUUUUUUCUUUCUUCCCAUGGUGUAAUGUCACUCUGAAGUAUCUGACGUAUUUAAGCUAGGCUAGAGAGAAGGUAUCAGUUUCAAGUGAGAGAUUUGCUUUUUCAUUGAUCAUCCUCUGGUUUUAAAUUAAAACACUUUGCUUGAAGGAAAAUUAAUUAUUUUUUGAAUGAGUAAUGGCAGUAAUUAUCAAAGAGGAACCUGUGCAUUACCUCUCAUGUAUGCAGGAAAUAGGAUAUGGCCUCCACAAGAGGGUUGUUCAUUUGUUUGUUCAUUUUAAUUAUUUAUUUUUGUCCAGAAUAGUCAGUCUUUUAAGAUCAUGGUCAUAAAUUUUAUUUGUCAUGUUCAUUUUCUGUCUGUUGUGUAUACAGAAGCCAUUGUGCUUUUUCUUUUACAUUUUUACUUUGGGCUAGGAAGAGAUAUUCCAUCUAAGACCGAACUUUAGCAGAAAAUUAGAUGGAAAUGUAAUAACCAAACCUGCACUCAGGGGCAACAUGCUGAUGCCUUUUCAUUUGGUCGAGUCUCCUUCUACUGUGUUUACUUUUGAAGUUUUAUAGUAAUCUAAUCCAUUUGUUCAGAUUAUUGGGACUUACUGAGCUCUUGAUCCUAUAAUUCUGACAUGUUAGAAUGAGCUUUAUUUAAGGAAACGGCCCCUUGAUUCAAAUGGAUCAUCUAAACAAGCUUCCAUUCAGAUUUUACACCUGUUCCUGCUCAUACUGUCAUAGUAGUUUUAGAUUCCGAACAGAAAGAUUUUUUUUUUUUUUUUUUUUUAAAUCAUACUUUAUUAUGCUCUGGACUUUUGUGUUUCUGUCUGUCUUUGUGUCACCAUUUUUAUUUUUUAAUGUCCCAAAUUAUUAUUCCUGUUGCUUCGGCCAUUUUAAGCAUUUGUUGAAUUUUUCUGAAAGUCAGUGAGUGCAAAUAUGAAUUAACUCAGUAAUACACAUGAACGUGGUAUGAAUAAAUUCCUGCGCUUUUCUUGAACCAGAAAACUGUUAUUGUAUGUUGCUGUUCCCAUAAUCUGCUCCUUCAAAAAACAUUUGAUAUCAUCAUAAGUAAAGUAGCAGAAGGUAUAUGCCCAGUACUAUCGCAUAACACUUGUUUCUUAUGUGUUUGAACUGAAGUUGUCCUUAGUAAUUUAUGAUAAGCAUUCUAGGGUGACUAUGCCAUCCGAUUUAGUUGGAUGAGUGCAAUUUAGCUUUCACUUGCUAAGUGUAGUAGCGUGUCAGUAAUGUUUUUGCACAUGUUGAUGUGGUUCUUUUGAAUGGGAUUUAGUCUUAAAGCAGGCAUUCAAUGUUUUUGAAAGGGUUGUGGGCAGUAGUUGUGCUUCUCCAUUGAUGCCAAAAUAUUGCUAAUGACUGAUUUGAAUGUAAUUUCACACCAGCAAGCCAAUCAGUCUACAUUGAUUAUGGUUUCAACAAAAUGAUCUAAUGGCUUUCCCUAAUCAAAUGCAUCCUGUAAAAAUGAGUGCCUUCUAUCAAGUCUUUAAUUGUCUGCUAUUAAGCUAAUUGAUGUUAUACAAGUUGUACAAAGGAUUAAUUACGAUGGAAUUUCUUAAAGUCUGGCAAUAAGUAAUGAUUGGGUAUUUAUUAUUGUAGAAAAAUGCUAAUUCUACUAAUCCAGAACCAACUGAAGGUGACCGCUUUAUCGGCCACCAAAGGACGACAAUGCAAAAAUAGAAAAAUUGGUGGUAAAUGACAUUGAAAUUUUAUAAUCAUGUGCAAUAUGAAUCAUAUCGGCUUCUUAUAUUUCCCACUGUUUUUUAAUUAGGAUUACGAUUAUAUAUGCAGGUUGGAAAGCCUAAACAGUAAUCAUUUUCCCCACUUUCUCAGUUUCAGAUUCUGCAGAUUAGUGGUUUUGUUUAGUGAAAGAAAAGAUACUUUCAUAUUUCACUUAAUACUUAAAUUGGAGGUCAUUAUUUAUCAAUCCAUUAAGAUGAAUCUUCCCAUAUAUACAGACAUGUUCUCCACUCAGUAACACACGAUUAUGCUUUUACACCUUACAGUUUCAUGGUAUAUUAAAAUAAACAUGAUGUUUGGCGUUCUAUGUUUCUUCUGAAUUUUGGCAGCUAGAUUCUUUUUUGUGUUGAUCAGGUUUUUGAUGGUCGUUUGUAAUAUAGGAAAAAUCCACUUAGGGAUCAAGGCAUGCUCUGUGUGUUUGAUUCAUUAUUUGCUCUGUUUGAUAUUUGUAUAAAGGUUUUCAAUUUCAUUGAUUUUUAAGGACUAAUUAGAUGGUCAAUUAUGAACAUAGUCAAAGUAAUGUUUUGUAAAUGCUAAGUUACAUUUAAUAGAACUGUCAUGUGGAUCUUUUCAAUUGUGUAAAAAUGCAAUGGAAUGCAUAGACUUUUUCUGUAUUUUUUUAAAUAAACCAUUUUAUGAGUGUACCAAGGUGAAGCAUUUCUUAAAGGGGACUUUUUCCACUGUAGCAGAAAAGAAAAAUAUGCAAAUGAGCAAACACAGUUAAAUACAGUCACAAACCAUAAACUUGAUAACAGUUAUUCACAAUCCUUUGUCAUUUUUGUCUCUUUCGAACAGACCUGGCACCAAAUGUGCUGUUGUUAAAUCCAAAGUUAUGUAAUGUAGAAAUAGUUUGAUUGGCCAUGGUUACCUGCAGCUGUGCGUUUUAUAAAAUACAUUAAAAAGUUAAUUUAUAUUACCUAUGAGAUUAUAAAAAUGUCUACUUUUCUGUACAAUCAUCUCUUAUUAUCUUGUCUUUAGUUGCACAAUCAUUUGUUUUUAUAUACAUUUCAGUUGCGAGGUCAAACAGGCCAUUUUCUUGCAUUAUACCUUUACAUGUAGUCAAAGUUCUGACAAAGGCACAAUCUGUAUAAAUGUCCAUAUGUUGUGUGAGGUCAGUGGUUGGUCUACUAUCCCUCAAAAACCACAGUGCUUGUCUCUCUGAGGCUGAAAGAAAUCUUUGCUCAGUAAAUUCCCUUCUUGCGAGUCUGUUCUCCUUUUCUUUCACCUUCGACAUGAACUAGACCCAUGUUUCUGGCUUAUUUCGUGGGCCCUUAGGCUUUCCAAAACGAGAUCCAAAAG